This is a messenger RNA of Juglans microcarpa x Juglans regia, 1970 nucleotides long. Its product is annotated as cell wall protein DAN4-like. The record is from RefSeq and is a predicted model, not a curated record. The coding region runs from base 206 to 1687 and encodes 493 amino acids. Gene Ontology annotation, molecular function: mRNA binding. The transcript is spliced from 6 exons. Gene Ontology annotation, cellular component: cytosol; ribonucleoprotein complex. Lineage: Eukaryota; Viridiplantae; Streptophyta; Magnoliopsida; Fagales; Juglandaceae.
AGGCCUGUAUCUAGCAUUAGUCUAUUCCUUAAUCUCUGCAAAAUGCUUAUUUUUCUCAAAUUUUGGAAUCUAGCUGGUUUAGAUUCUUUAAUAAGAAACAGGAUUACCUUUUUGCUGUUCUCUUUUCUUUCUUUUUCUUUCAUUUCUUUUGUUCUCUUUUAACCAUGCGACUUUGGAAGCUUCGGACUUUGUCUGGGGGCAAGAGAUGCAUGGAUUUGUGGAUGCAGUCCUUAGAGAGGAUGAUCCAGUUGGUGAGUGUAGUCUUGCACAGCAACAGCAGCAAGAGGAUUAUGGGAUUGAAACUGCGGGGGAAACUUCUGUAGAGGAGAAUGUGUCUGGUUCAUUUCAAAGCAUGGUAAACGCCAUGCACGAAGGGCCCCUAGCUCCGGCCAUGGAAGAACGUGUGGGAGAGGCACCAAAGAAAACUUAUGCUUCUGUUUUGCGAGGAUCUAAAGGACAGCCUGGACCAUCAUUUUCUGCCCGGCCAUCUUUACAGAGAAGUUCCCCGGCUACUUCAGAGUGGAAUCAUACACCACAGCCUGCUGCUCAGCAUUCAAACUCUACAUUGUCAUUUGUGCCUCAAGCUAGCGUAGAUGCGGUGGAAUCUUUACAUGGAAGUUCCCCCGCUACUUCAGAGAGGAAUCAAACACCACAACCUGAUACUCUGCAUUCAAACUCUACAGUAUCAUUAGUGCCUCAAGCUAGGGUAGAUGUGGUGGAAUCUUUACACCGAAGCUCCCCUGAAACUUCAGAGAGGAAUCAAACACCACAGCCUGCUGCUCGGCAUUUAAACUCAACACUGUCAUUAGUGCCUCAAGCUAGGGUAGAUGCGGUGGAAUAUUUAUACAGAAGCUCCCCCGCUACUUCAGAGAGGAAUCAAACACCACGGCCUGCUGCUCUGCAUUCAAACUCAACACUGUCAUUAGUGCCUCAAGUUAGGGUAGAUGCGGUGAAAUCUUUACAAGGAAGCUCCCCUGCUACUUCAGAGAGGAAUCAAACGCCACAGCCUGCUGCUCAGCAUUCAAACUCAACACUGUCAUUAGUGCCUCAAGCUAGGGUAUAUGCGGUGGAAUCUUUACACGGAAGCUCCACCGCUACUUCAAAGAGGAAUCAAACACCACAGCCUGCUGCUCUGCAUUCAAACUCUACAGUGUCAUUAGUGCCUCAAGCUAGGGUAGAUGCGGUGGAAUCGUUACACGGAAGCUCCCCUGCUACUUCAGAGAGGUAUCAAACACCACAGCCUGCUGCUCAGCAUUCAAACUCUACAUUGUCAUUAGUGCCUCAAGCUAGGGUAGAUGCGGUGGAUGAGGGCUUGCCAGUAGAAAAAGAAGGUGAACCGAAAUCUGUCUAUGUGAUGAACUUGCCUCCUACCGUUGCCAAAAAAAAAAUCAGGAAGAAAUUCAAGAAAUUCGGCCAAAUAAUACCCAAUGGCAUCUUGAUUAGGUCACAGAAUGAAAGUUGCUAUGCUAUGGUCGAGUUUGAAGACCUUAUUAGCAUCCAAAAUGCACUCGAGGCAUCUCCAAUACAAUUGGCUGGAAGUGAAGUCUACAUUAUAAGGAAGAUGCCAGUCGAGAUCAGUACUUAUCAAGCAGGAAGAAGGGGUAGAGGAAGAGGUAGAGGAAGUGACCAAAUGGUUGUCACAGGGGGAAGGUUUGAACUACUGGGAUGCUACACGGGAGAUGAUUAGGAUAGUGGUGGAUACAACAGACUGAGAGGCAAUGAUUCUUAUUAGCGUGGUUAGUGAUGAUGAGACGAAAAAGCCUUGGGCAAUCAUUCAUGGGUCAAGCAUUUUCCUUCAUGGUUCCAGGAAAUAUGUUGUAGUUUUUCAGAUGUGCCAUUUUACGUGACUGGAUUGUCGAGAAGCUUGUUUCUUAUUGUAGUCAAACGGUUUUUUUUUUUUCUUUUUAGUGACAAACAUUUCGUUAGUUUCAUGAUGAAUGAAGAGGAAUCGUUGCUGUUCUUUUCAUUGU